Messenger RNA from Blumeria graminis f. sp. triticale, 114 nucleotides. Lineage: Eukaryota; Fungi; Ascomycota; Leotiomycetes; Helotiales; Erysiphaceae. The record is from the annotation of a GenBank genome assembly.
AUGAGGUGCAAUGAUGGAGACAGUGCUGCGACUGGCAAGCAAAUGUGUUGGAAAAUCGGUAUGGGUUCGAUGAGUAAGGCGGCUCAAAGAAUACAGGCGCGAUUUUAUGAAUAG